Messenger RNA from Suillus fuscotomentosus, 186 nucleotides. RefSeq lists its product as uncharacterized. The record is from RefSeq and is a predicted model, not a curated record. The annotation marks the transcript as partial. The transcript has 2 exons. Lineage: Eukaryota; Fungi; Basidiomycota; Agaricomycetes; Boletales; Suillaceae.
GAGGAGUGGGGUCUAGCCCAAUGGCUUGUCAGAAACCUCAGUCAAAGGCAGACCAAUGAGUUUCUGAAACUACCCAUAGUAUAUGAACUUCCACAUGGUCCAGUGUGGAGUUGUAAGAAGGUUGCUGUGUGCAGUAACCAUGAGAAUGAGAACAGAAAGCUGUUACAAGAAGAGGUGGAAUUAUGG